This is a messenger RNA of Tripterygium wilfordii, 1558 nucleotides long. Its product is annotated as protein ABSCISIC ACID-INSENSITIVE 5-like. Gene Ontology annotation, molecular function: DNA-binding transcription factor activity. Gene Ontology annotation, biological process: positive regulation of DNA-templated transcription. Gene Ontology annotation, cellular component: nucleus. Lineage: Eukaryota; Viridiplantae; Streptophyta; Magnoliopsida; Celastrales; Celastraceae. The coding region runs from base 78 to 1397 and encodes 439 amino acids. The transcript is spliced from 6 exons. The record is from RefSeq and is a predicted model, not a curated record.
AUGCGGACGAGAAAGUUUGAAAAAUCCAAUUUGUCUAAUCGAUCUCUUUCAGCUGCUAUGAGUACUAUGGUAAUGGUAUGGUAUGGUGCUCCAUACUUGCACAGGUUCAAUUGAACAACCCUCAACUUCAAUCGCUUAGAACUACAAAAAUGGUGGUUCUCGAACCAGCAAUGAUAUCUCCAGAAGAAGUGGAGUCAGAGUUACAAGCAGACCAGCAACAGGAAAGAAACCAUCCCUUCACAUCACUUGGUAGACAAUCUUCAAUCUACUCACUCACACUGGACGAGUUCCAGCACACGCUCUGCGAGGGUGGCAAGAACUUUGGUUCAAUGAACAUGGACGAGUUCCUCACUAGCAUUUGGACUGCGGAAGAAAAUCAUGCAAUCAACAAUGACACUAACCAAAUCAAUAGCAUUCAACCAAACCAGUCUUUGGGUGAAGAAACAUCGGACAAUGAUAAAGCAAUUGCUAGGCAACAGAGCUUGUCGAGGCAGGGCUCGCUUACUCUGCCUGCACCACUGUGCUGGAAGACUGUUGAUGAAGUUUGGUCCGAAAUGAACAAUACAGGGAACCAAGGUCAAGGACGAGGUAGUACUGGAACUAGUGAUGAUAUUGUGCAGAAUCCAGAGACGGAUCAGCGACAACAGACUUUUGGGGAGAUGACUCUGGAGGAUUUCUUGGUCAAAGCGGGGGUUGUAAGGGAACAAUGUCCAUUAUCACCACAACAGCAGGCAUCUCAGUACGGAAUAUACCAGAAUAGUAAUGCUAUUGCUACCCCUGCUGUAGGACCCAGUUUUGUUUCCAGGCCUAUUGUUGCUGGUGGCGGCGGCACUGGUGGUGUUGCUCCUUAUAGUGGGGCUAUGGUGGAGUCAUCUGGGUUUGGUGGUGGUGGAAAAAUGACUAAUGGGUACCCAGCAGGGCCUCUGGCCGGGAUCGGUUAUGGUGGGAGAAUGGGGAAUGGUGGUGGAUAUGGGCCAGCACAAGGGAUUGGAAUGGUGGCACCAGUGAGUCCAGCAUCGUCGGAUGGGAUGUGUAAUCAGGUUGAUAAUAUGUCGACUCAUUUUGGGAUGGACAUGGGUGGAUUAAGAGGAAGGAAAAGGAUUGUGGAUGGACCAGUGGAGAAAGGAGUGGAGAGGAGGCAGCGCAGGAUGAUUAAGAACAGAGAGUCAGCUGCUAGGUCUAGAGCAAGAAAACAGGCAUACACAGUUGAGCUGGAAGCAGAGCUGAAUCAAUUAAAAGAAGAAAAUGCCCAACUUAGACAAGCUCUGGCAGAGCUGGAGAGAAAAAGGAAGCAACAGCAAUAUUUUGAGGAAUUAAAAAACAAAGCUCCAACAAAGGCACAGAAGGCUAAUGAGAAGCUGAGGAAGAUGAGAAGGAAUUCAAGUUGCCCUCUUUGAAGUAGAAGAGAUGGUAGGUCAGUCCAAUAUCUCAUUAAGGAAUUGAAGUUAAAAGGGAAAAUGCGCAAGUGUCAACUGAAAUAAGAGGAAAUGAAGGAUGGCGGAAGUCUUCCCAGAUGGGUAUUUGCAAAAAUGGCAGCUCCCGAUCCAUGAAAAGAAGA